GACAUUGCUUGGAAAUUGCUUUCAGUUUUGAUUUAUAUCUUUGCUUGUGAAUUAAAUAAAAAUUGUUGUUAUAAAUUUUGUAAUUGAAAAUUUCAUAAAUUGUUUUUUAUAUAAUAUUGACUAAAUAUUUCGAAACUAUUAAGGCAGAAGAAGAAAACACGGAAAAUCGGAAAAUAUAGAAUUUGCAAGGAGGCGUCACAGAUCAACAAUCAACACAAAAUUCAAAAAGAAAAAAAAAAUCACAACACAAAAUAGUUAAAUCCACAAUAUCAUUAUUGCUGUGGAAAAGUAAAAUUUAUUUCACAUUUUCAAAUACUCAAAACGGUGUCCAACCAUGUCCAACGGCGCUCUGCCAAAGAUCAAAACAUCCAAAUCAUCGCUGAAGAGCAGCGAAUUGCGCGAAGAGGCGAAAGUACAGAACUCCAAUAGUGACUUUUCAUUUGAGCUAAAACCGAAACCGAAAUUGACUUGCAUACCCGAGAAUUGUAGUCAAUUCUUUAGCGAUUUGAGUCAACCGUUUUGCAGAAAAACACAAUCGCUCAAUGUGUCCAAGAAGACGGAGGUGCCGGAGAAAUCGUGGUCCGUUUUGUUCAUCGGUUCGAAGAGUAAUCUACACAACAAAAAUCUCAUUAUGUAAAUCAAAGGCGUGGGAAGGGAAAUGUCAGGCUGGAAAAAACAAAACAAAAUUUCGACUAUCGCACUUGAGCGCCUCUACGUGAAUUCUGGUAUCAAAGGAACAAUUUUUAUUCUUACAUUCAAAUGACCGCUUGUGAUAUGCAAAAUUAUUAAAAUAAGAUUUAAUAGAUUUGAGACGAAAA
This is a messenger RNA of Zeugodacus cucurbitae (melon fly), 818 nucleotides long. RefSeq lists its product as uncharacterized. Lineage: Eukaryota; Metazoa; Arthropoda; Insecta; Diptera; Tephritidae. The record is from RefSeq and is a predicted model, not a curated record. The coding region runs from base 335 to 637 and encodes 100 amino acids. The transcript is spliced from 2 exons.